GGUCAACGAAGUGUGGGCAGGUGGCUAGCUAGCUAGCCGUUAGCAUCGUGGAGAACACGUCACGCCAAGUUCCUUUCUAAACUUCGGCAAGACGACAUUCUCCCCCGUCUGGGCGAAACCAAGCUCCUGUUUAUGAAAUCUUUCCCUCAGUGUACUCAGAGAGGUCUGAGCCUCCCUCAUCAUGACGGACAACAAGCGUCUGGCUUUCUCCAUCAUCCAGUUCCUCCACGAUCAGCUUCAGUCAGGGAAUCUGUCCUCUGGUGCCCAGGAGAGUCUGGAAGUUGCUGUUCAGUGCUUGGAGACAGCAUUUGAAGUGUCGACCGAUGACCAGAGCCUUGCUGUUCCCGUGACAUUACCGGAGAUCUUCACCUCAGCUACAGCCAAGUACCCAGUUCAGUCGCAGGUCAACAACAACUCCACCCCACAGUCUCUCAGCGAGCAACAGAAAGCUGAGGCUGAGCUACUCAAAUCUGAUGGUAACGAUCAAAUGAAGGUGGAGAAUUUUGCUGCUGCUGUUGAGUUUUAUUCAAAAGCCAUCGCCAUCAACCCUCAGAACGCUGUCUACUACUGCAACAGAGCGGCAGCGUACAGUAAACUGGGGAACUAUGCCGGAGCGGUGCAGGACUGUGAACAGGCCAUCGGUAUCGACCCUAGCUACAGCAAAGCCUACGGCAGGAUGGGUUUGGCCCUGGCCAGCCUCAACAAACAUACAGAAGCAGUAAAUUACUAUAAAAAAGCUCUAGAGCUGGAUCCUGACAACGACACCUACAAAACCAACCUGAAGAUUGCAGAGGAGAAGAUGGAAACCUCCAGUCCAACUGCAGGGAUGGGAGGAGUAGACCUAGCAGGUUUGCUCAGUAACCCCGGCUUCAUGAACAUGGCAUCAUCACUGAUGAACAACCCUCAGGUUCAGCAGCUGAUGUCUGGUAUGAUGUCGGGAGCGUACGGUGGGAUGCCAGGAGGUGCAGCACCCCCUGGAGCAGGAGCCCCCACAGGCGCCGGGCCAGCUGCGCCAGCAGGAGAUUUAUCUGGACUGAUCCAGGCAGGUCAACAGUUUGCUCAGCAGAUGCAGCAGCAGAAUCCUGAACUCAUUGAACAGCUGAGGAGUCAAAUGCGCAACCGCGCGCCCAGCGCUGGAAACGAGGAGCAGCCAUGACAGCACACAUGGUGCGAGACGUUCAGACCAUCUGUCCUUUAUUUCUCUUUUGGAUCAUUAUCACUCGAAGGACUAAAAGGAACUUUUGUUUUUCCAUCAAUGAGUAAUUCCUGCAUGAGGGUGAGCAAGUUCACCGAGGAGCCACAGACCAAAAAUGGCACCACUCCUGUUUGGAGAUUAGAAGGAAGAUUUGAUGUUAACACUUUGAUAUUGGUCAUUGAGGAAUAAUAAUUAACUGCUCUGACAGCAACAAGGUGUCCACGACAGUGGAGCCAGUGGAGCCGAUCAACUCAGUUUUUUCUUCUAAAACCUAAACAGUGUAACUUUAAAUACAAGAAACUUGUUUCAGAUGAAUGUGUGUGAAUGAAUAUCAGGGUUGAAUUAGUGUAAAUGAUCUGAUCCUGUGCAGCAGGUUAAUGUUUGAUUUGAAGAGAUGUUUGAGAAUUAAAAGAGCAUCUCCACGUUUUACCCCA
Molecule: messenger RNA, 1629 nt
Organism: Betta splendens (Siamese fighting fish)
Lineage: Eukaryota; Metazoa; Chordata; Actinopteri; Anabantiformes; Osphronemidae
Gene: sgta
Product: small glutamine rich tetratricopeptide repeat co-chaperone alpha
Exons: 12
Coding region: 182-1156 (324 amino acids)
Biological process (GO): post-translational protein targeting to endoplasmic reticulum membrane
Cellular component (GO): TRC complex; membrane
Molecular function (GO): protein binding; molecular adaptor activity
Source: RefSeq, a predicted model, not a curated record